Molecule: messenger RNA, 3843 nt
Organism: Alligator sinensis (Chinese alligator)
Lineage: Eukaryota; Metazoa; Chordata; Crocodylia; Alligatoridae
Product: butyrophilin subfamily 1 member A1-like
Exons: 4
Coding region: 111-842 (243 amino acids)
Molecular function (GO): protein binding
Source: RefSeq, a predicted model, not a curated record
UUGGCUUAUCGGGGGUGGAGCUUUCUGGGUCAGACACGCAAUGGUUGCCUCUGUAGUGACCCGGAAGCUGGAGCGAAGCAGUUGCCUCUUCCUUGGUGUGGUCUGUGGACAUGGAGGUGAUUAGACAGUGCCCUGUGGCUGGGAUGAAAGUUCACUCUCCUGUGUCUUGUUGCACUUGCAUGGAGCUGUUCCCCAGGCGCAGCACGUCCUGUGUCCCUCAAGACUGGCUGCCCUGCCCUGCACCCAUGGACUCUACUGCUCCCCCAGCUUAUCCCAAGAUGAAGGUUUACAGGGACAAAGAGGAUGUGACUCUGGAUCCAGACACAGCUCACGCCAGCCUAGUCCUGUCUGUGAACCGGAGAAGCGUGACAGCCACAGACACGCCCCAGUCUCUACCCAACAGCCCUGGGAGGUUCAAUGUGUACUCCUGUGUGUUGGGCACUGAUGGCUACAUGUCGGGGACACACUACUGGGAUGUGGAGGUGGGAGACAAGCAGGGCUGGGCCCUGGGUGUCACCAGGGAGUCUGCCAACAGGAGGGGAUGGUUUGAUUUCAGCCCUGAGCAGGGCACCUGGGCCAUCCAGCUCUCCAUGGACCAGUACCGGGUAGUCAAUGCAGAAUGGAGCCUGCUGGACCUGCCACAGAGACCUAGGAAGAUCCGUGUGUACCUGGAUUGUGACAGUGGGGUUGUGGGUUUCUAUGAUGCGGAUACCAUGGCCCCCAUCCACGCCUUCACUGCUUCCUUCUCUGGGAAAGUCUGCCCAUUCUUCUGGGUCUGGUCUGUGGGGACAUCCCUAAAUCUGUGCCCCCCGCAGCCCACUAUGAACUGCGGGCUUGGCUGACACCCAAAGACAUUGCUGUAAGAAUAUCCACAGACCCGGGUGGGCUCUGGGUCACGUCAUGUUCAAACCUAGGGAUCCUUCAACAGGCCCAUAACCAGGGGAGUGACCAACCAGGUGACCUCCCUCUUCAGUAUUUCUCCCCAGUGCCCCGUGCACCUGGCACAAAGUCCCUGAUAAGACCCAGCCGCCUACUACUUUCUCGUACCCUAGAUUCCUUCAUGAGAGCCCCUUCAGCCAGACAGGCUGCUUCUCCAUCUCUCCUUUUUCCCUGCUCUGCUUUGGACCCUGAUUUAAAAGAGAUUCAGUCCAUCAGAAGGACAGCACUGGGUCUCAUUCGCACAAGACUUAUUGGUUAUACAUGGUAUUCUAACCCCCUCCCCUUGGCUAGUUUCCAGCUUCCAGUUGCAAACCCCUCUGGGCUGGGGUGCCUUUGUCUCUGCUUGGCCAGAGCUCAGAAUACCUUGAUUUCCCUCUCAGGUCUCUGCGGCUUUCCUUUCUAUCAGCAUUGAAUAAUGGUGUUCAGGAUCUGAGAAAUGCACCUACAUUUUGUUUAGUAUUGGCUGAUAUAACUGAAGUCACUGCCCAAGGCUAGGAGCAGUCUGGCCAGGCCUGGGGAGAAGCUGCCAGUGAGUCCUGAGAGGUGUCCCUGGGACUUGGGUGCAAGCUCAGGAGCUGAGUCCAUGACCUGGCAGCAGCUGUCUGGCAGCAUGUGAAAAGAGCUGGGAGGCAGGGCGACAGCCAGAGCAGCACUGGCAACAUGGCCCUGACCAGAAGCAGGCACCGAAAUUCCUGGGGCGCAGGCGCAGCUGGAAGAGCAGUGCCUUGUGCCUGGGGAGUGGUUAUGGGCCAAAUCUCCCACCCACAGAGGGCAGAGAAAGGGAGAUGGAGGCUGAGAGAGACAGUAGGAGCAGUCAGGAGGCAGGGAGGGGACUGGCUCCAACCCAGCCAGGACCCCUUCCCUGCAGCCCCCCCUGGGCAGAGGCACUUUCCUGUGACCAAGGUGAGGAGCAGAGAGACAAAACCUGUCCCUGCCCCUGCCUGGUCCCUGUACUGCUGAGGGAAUGAGCUGCCCCAGGGGACAAUGUUGGAGGGAUCUAUCAAGACAGCUUUUCAUUAGGACAUAAAAUGCCUCGGUGACUUCAGUUCCACAGCGAGGGCUGGUCUGCGUUGUCAUAUAGUGACUCAGUGCUGUCCUGCAUGGCAGAGGCUGCUAAGCUUCGGAAAGAGCUCUCUUGGGGAAAGUGCCUGUAACCCUGAGCCCCCUGGAGCUGGCUGAAGAUUGGGCUGCUGGAAAUGAGUACGCGGGUUCCUGCUCUAAGUGCUCUAUGGGCUGCCCCCAACUCCGGGCAGGAGCAGGCAAAAAUAAGUUUGGGGUGCGGGUAGAAAGAAACUGAGACUAAGGCCGAGGCUGGCUGCCCGGCCAGCUCGCUAUAAUAAGCGGCAGCACAGCAGGGCAAAGGACAGCCAGAUGCAAGGUGCAUGCGAAAAGGCAGAACAUGUUUUUCUGGAAAUUUAAUUUUUCUUUAAUCUGAAAUAAAGAAUAAGAUAAUCAGUAAAAAAAAUGCAAGAUUAGUACCAGGAGUCUGCUUGAAUGAGUGCAGGAUAAAUAAGAUGGACUUCAAUGGAUUUUUGUAGAUUUACUCGUGAACCCCAACGGCACGUAGUGGUUGCAAAGCAGGGGGGGGAAAAAAAAAAAAAAAAAUCACAUUCUUGGGCAUAAAUCAAAUCUAUGUUGCACAUUAAAAAUGAUAAAAAUAGCCCUCAUGGAAGAAAGCGACCUAAAAAUAAAACGUGUCAGAGCUAAAUAUAAAACAUGUCGGAGGUGUAUUAAAUUACCACGAAAAACGCCCCCUAAAACAAUCAAAUUGUCUGUUAACAUGGAUCUGCAGACGUCAUUUAGUUAGCUUAAAGGCAACUUUUGUCAUGUGGACACAGGAAAAGUGUAACGUGGAAACAUCAGAGGUGUAACAUGGACAAGCUCCCCAAGGGAGCAGAGCAGCACCUCUGUUAGAGUCCUGCUUGAGCACGACGUUGUGGUUGAAGGUGUCUGUCACAUAACUAGUUCAGUAGUGUCAAGUAUCUAGUUAGGUAGCACCCUCCCAAGAGUCUUUGCUUUUCCAGCCACUCUCUGUUUCAGUGUGGAAGCGGUUAUCUCCUUUUUGUUUCUCUGACCGUCCUAUUGUUUUCUCUUUCGAUACAGAAGUAUAUAUCUAUAUUUAUUGUCUGUUUAUAGCCCCAUAGGACCUCAGUCUGUCGACUGAUAUCAGGGAUGGGUACCAACUGGAGGUCCAUGCACCCACGUCCUUUCCUGCCAUGACUUGGUGUUUAUAGGCGUAGAUUCAGUACCUGGGCGUGUAGUUCCAGUUGGCUGUCAUCCACUGUCCUCUGUUCCGGAGGCCUAUGUUCCUGAGGGCUCCACCAUCCCCUACACCCUCGCCCGUUCCACCGGGAAUCAAAAUCAUCCUUUCGUCAAUAUUCGGCCUUCGGGUUCUCUACCAAGUGCUCCCGUCCUGGAUUAUUGCUCCCCCGUUUUUUUUGUUUUUUUUUGGGGGGGGGGGGGGAGGGGGGAGAAUGAAAAAAGAAAUAUCCGGUGAGGUCGCUUUAUCCUUCACCUGUAACCGUCUUUACGGCAGCUCCUCAUGAGCCUCUUCUUCGGAUCAUUACAAUCCCCUCACCCCACUGGGUCUGCCACUGACACUUUGUUUUGCACCCCUUUUAGGGUCUUAAUGGUACCUUUGUUCCGAUGUGCCCCCCUAUUAGGGUUUUUAUGGUACCUUCCCCAGCCCUGCUCUGCCAAGAUGGCAAGCAGGUCCUGGUCCUGCCAUCCACGGCACCUUCCUCUAAGUCCUCUCUGGGGAGCUCCCUCUCUGCAGGAGCUUCCUGCCCUCGCCAGGAUGCUCUCCAGUUCUCCCACAACCUUGCUCCGCCCGGCUCCUCUCCUUCCGGUCCUGCGCUCUCUCCUCCUGCCUGCUCCGGGCUCUUGUUUAUAGAGAGGCUUGAA